Molecule: messenger RNA, 3666 nt
Organism: Diceros bicornis minor
Lineage: Eukaryota; Metazoa; Chordata; Mammalia; Perissodactyla; Rhinocerotidae
Gene: PGAP6
Product: post-GPI attachment to proteins 6
Exons: 13
Coding region: 104-2407 (767 amino acids)
Cellular component (GO): plasma membrane
Source: RefSeq, a predicted model, not a curated record
CGGCGGCGGCGGGAGCCGCAGUGGCAGCGGGGGCUGCCCGGGCGGCGGCGGCGGCGGGCGGCCGGGGACGCGGUCCGGGUAGCGCCGGGCCGAACGCGGAGCCAUGGGCCGGGCUGGGACCGGGACUGAGGGCGCGGCGGUGGCGGUGGCAGUGGCGGGGCCGCUGCUGCUGCUGCUGCUGCUCGCUCGGCCCCCGCCUGGCGCCGCCGGCGACAGCAGGAAGGGCGACUUCAGGCUGGUAUCCGAGCAGUUCUCGCAGUCCCCGCAGAAGCUAUCUUUCUACAGCUGGUAUGGCAGCGCCAGACUUUUCCAUUUCCGGGUGCCCCCAGACACCGUACUGCUGCGCUGGCUGCUCCAAGUGUCCCAGGGCAGCGGCCCCACGUGCACCAAUGUGGAGAUCACCGUGUACUUCCGCUACGGCGCCCCUCCAGUCAUCAACCCACUGGGCACCAGCUUCCCCGCCAACACCUCCGUGCAGCCCUCCUUCCUCAUCAAGAUGCUACAGAGCAACGCCUCCGUCAACAUCUCCCACCCAGCACCGGGGGACUGGUUUGUGGUCGCCCACCUACCCCCCUCAUCCCAGAAGAUUGAGGUGAAGGGCUUUGUUCCCACCUGUGCCUACGUCUUCCAGCCUGACAUGCUGGUUGUACGGGUGGUUGAGGUCUCCGUCCUGGAGCCCGACGUGCCCCUUCCGCAGACCCUCCUCUCCCACCCCAGCUACCUCAAAAUCUUUGUUCCCAAGUACACCCAGGAGCUGCGGCUGGAGCUACAGGGCUGUGUGUCCAACGGGAGCCUGGGCUGCCCUGUGCGCCUCACCGUGGGCUCGGCCACCCUGCCCAGCAAUUUCCAGAAGGUGCUCACCUGCACUGGCCCCACCCAGGCCUGCCGCCUGCUGCUGCCCUCACCACCCUGGGACCGAUGGCUGCAAGUGACAGCCAAGAGCCUGGCGGGGCCCCGUGUGUCGGUGGCUUUCAGCACUGUAGCUGCCCUCACAGCCUGCAGGCCGUGGAGUGGGAACUUCCAGCACCUUCUGCAGGGCAGCCUGAACCAGAGCUGCAACACCUCCACUGGUCUGCUUUCCCCGAGCCCCAGCUACCAGGACGUGGGCGGGAACAGCGUGCUGGGCGGUGGCCCCUUCUGCCUCAUGAGCUACCCGGUCAUGCGGGAAGACAUGGACGUGGUGUCUGUGCGCUUCCGGCCCUUGGACAGGGACUGGGUGCUGGUGCAAUCGGACAUGCCCUCAGUCAUGCGGCUGCACCUCAACAUGGGCAUGGACAGUGGAGGCUCCCUCACCAUCUCCCUGUGGGCCAACAAGAGUGUGCUUGCCAACAACACCUGGGUAGUGGUCUGUGUCAACGCCGCCUCGCCCUUCCUCAGCUUCAACACUUCGCUUAACUGCACCACAGCCUUCUUCCAGGGCUAUCCCCUGUCUCUGAGCGCCUCGUCUCGCAAGGCCACCCUCAUCGUCCCCUACCCAGAGGCAGACAACUGGUACCUCUCCCUGCAGCUCUUGUGCCCAGAGCGUCCUGAGGAAUGUGAGAAGGCCUCUGUCCUCGUGGAGACCACCUUGUACUUGGUGCCCUGCCUGAACGACUGUGGACCUUACGGCCAGUGUCUUCUGCUGCGCAGACACGGCUACCUGUAUGCGGGCUGCAGCUGCAAGGCAGGCUGGCGUGGGUGGAGCUGCACGGACAACAGCACCGCACAGACCGUGGCCCAGCAGAGAGUGGCUGCGCUCCUGCUCACCCUCAGCAACCUCGUGUUCCUGGCUCCCAUCGCCAUCUCCGUGCACCGCUCCCUCCUAGUGGAGGCCUCCGUCUACGCCUACACCAUGUUCUUCUCCACGUUCUACCACGCCUGCGACCAGCCAGGGGAGGCCGUGCUGUGCAUCCUCAGCUACGACACCCUGCAGUACUGUGACUUCCUGGGCUCUGGAGUGUCCAUCUGGGUCACCAUUCUCUGCAUGGCACGACUGAAGGCAGCCCUGAAAUACGUUCUGUUUCUCCUGGGCACGCUGGUCUUCGCCAUGUCCCUGCAGCUGGACCGCAGGGGUGUCUGGAACAUGCUGGGGCCUUGCCUCUUUGCCUUUGUGGUCAUGGUCACCAUGUGGGUGUACCGCUGUGGGCACCGGCGCCACUGCUACCCCACCUCCUGGCAGCGUUGGGUCUUCUACCUCCUGCCUGGCAUCUCCAUGGCCACUGUGGCCAUCGCCAUCUACACCUGCAUGAUCACCAGUGACAACUAUUACUACACCCACAGCAUCUGGCACAUGCUGCUGGCAGGGAGCGCAGUGUUCCUGCUGCCGCCGCGUGACAAGCACGCCGAGCCCUGGGUCUGCUCCAAGAAGCUCACCUGCCACUAUCAGAUCUGCAAGAACCACCGGGAGGAGCUGUACACGGUGACCUGAUGUGGCCAGCUCAGGGACACCUGUGGCUUUGAUGAUGACCUCUCUAGGCAGGGGCAGGACCAAGAGAGAGGGACCCUGUCCAGAUCGAUUUCCAACUGAAUAAAAUUGCCCUGCACACCAUUGUGCUUCCUCCUCCCAAGGAGAGGACCACACUCCCCCAACUCCCUUGUGCCAGCUGGUUGACUCAGUCCCUCUGCAGGUCCUAGCUGGUAUCUGCAGUGGCUCCAGGCAGCCUAGGUCUGGCUGCCUAGAGACUGACCACAGGUACUGUGUAAGGCAGCCUCUGUUCUGCUGGCCUGGGGAUGGUUGGAGAUGUGGAGAAAGGUUUCCCCAUUGCCCUGUUCCUCUGAGAGGCUGUGAUGUGAGAGUCGGGAGCAGGGGAGGCCUGCCCACCUCCCAUGGGCCGCUGCCGCUUAGGCUGUGGGCUGUGCCCUCCUUGCAUCCCUGGCUCUCUGAUGCUGUGUGCCCCUGCAUGCCAGUCUGUCUUGGGCAUGGGGAUACCCCCUGCUCACCCAGUUGCUGUGGGGAGAGGUGACCACAGUCACCAGAAAACUGAUGGGCACUGGGGGACAGAUGAAGGGGCCAACUGUCAUGAGUGGCAUGGGGGAGGCUGGCUUCUGGCUGUCGUGCUUUGCCCCUCCCCUCCCUUUGGCUCUCAGAUUUGGAGCUGCAGGCCUCUGAGAAGAGCUUCCCAGGGGUGCUAGCACCACGGGGCACACCCUGCCCCAACUCUGUGUCCCCACCCACCCUGGGUUCCUGGGCCCUUGUCUGGGGAGCAUCCUCUCGAGUUGUUUCCAGGAGCAGAGGUGAUGGCUGCCACCCUGCACUGGCCCACCACAUGUUUGGGGAGGGGACUUUCUCCCUCCUCUGUGGGGGAAGUAGGGUAAGAGGAGAAGCCAUGCCCUCCUCUCCCCAUGGCCAGAGUACAGGGGGCUGCUGUGUGUGUGAGGCGUGCGGACGGGGUCAGCUGGGGUCGCCGAAGCCCAGGGUCCGGGACACUUGGCCCUCCCACCUUCUGGCCCUGGGGCUUCCCUUCUGGGUCUUGUCCAGGGUGUCCCCUCCCUGGAGGCCUCCCCCACCCCCAGUCACCCUGCACUUGGCCACUCGAGCAUUCUCUAGGCUUGUAAAGGGGAAACAUUUAUAUAUGGUGUUUUUUAGGGUAAAAAUUUUUAAGACAUUAAGAUCUAUUUUUCUGUAGCUCUGAUUUCGCUGUAAUUGGUGAAUUUAAUAUUCUACAGUAAUAUUUCCACGCGAACGAG